Molecule: messenger RNA, 957 nt
Organism: Caenorhabditis angaria
Lineage: Eukaryota; Metazoa; Nematoda; Chromadorea; Rhabditida; Rhabditidae
Source: the annotation of a GenBank genome assembly
AUGGAGGACUGCACUAUGACUCCUUACGGUUGUGCGCAUUACCCCAUGGACUGGAUGGAACCAUAUGUUCCAUUGGGAACAUAUAUAUCAAUUUAUUCAAUCCAAGCUUUGUCAUGGGUUACUGUCAAAUUUGUGUUGAUUUUUGGAAUCUUAUUGCAACUCGUCGCGCAUUUUUUGAUGGAUGUUGUUAACAAUCAAGGUGAAUCUCUAGAUACCCAUUUUCAUUUGAAAAAAAAAACAAUUUCCAGCAACGGUUGGUUAUGUUUUCAAAAUUUUUGAACAAUGCGCUGAGAACAUUUACAUCUUCUCAUCGUUAUUCCUUGUGUUCCCAGUGAUUGUGGCGACCGCAACAAAAAAUGCAAAGUUUUACCGAUUCCUUGCUUUUGCUAUUCAUCUGAUUUUGAUUCUAUCCCAAGAUUUGCAAGUUUUUGCAACAGAACAUUUCGGAAUGUUCGGCCACAAAGUUGCUUUGAUGGUAUUUUUUGCGGUUCUCACUAGAAUUGUGAGUUGAAAUAUGUAAUCAAUAUUCCCUAACAAUAUUUUAAUUUUUCUAGCUUGUUUAUUUCAUCAAUCCUCAUUAUCGACUCAGAGUACGUGCAUCAAAUUGUGCAGAUCAAAAUGCACACUCUCACAAAUUCGGCAAAAGUCAUUUGAAACCAUUGAUAAAUCGCGUCAGAUUUAUUCCAAUUUAUAUCUACAUCAAACUGGCUUUCUUUAUCAUAACCGCUGCCUUGCAGGCAUUUCUUCAAAACGAUUUUGGGAAUAUGAAAAUCUAUGCGGAUGGUAUGUACUAUGCAUCAUUCGCAGAAGCCACAUUUUUGAUAAUUCAUGGAUGUUAUAUGUUGUUCGAGAAAAAAAAGGUAUGUAGAUUUUUAAGAGCACUUUGUGGCACAAUUAUUUUUACAGAGAGUAGCACCUACUGCACAAAUACGUUCGUACAGUUUAUCAACAACCUAA